AUACUCCAAGUCACUUCUCGUUUCUCCUCUUCUCUCUUCCUCAGACGUUUCUUUCUGCAACUUCAGCCUCACAUCUCUAUGCUGUUAAAUACUAAGAGCCUUAUGUCACCCACAACGUCUCUUUUCUCUUUGUUUUGAUUGCAUAUUUUGUAACGCUCACCCUCCAUUUAUUGCUACCUUUGACUUGUCUUCCCCUUUUACUACUACACCUUUCCUUCUCCUUUCUUCUCUCUCUUAUAUUCUCUUUAUAAAUUAUAUGCAGACGUUGCCUUAUGGACGUUUCUCUCCUUAAUAUCUGAAUAAAUAUGCACAAAUCCUUGUCUCGAAAUCUUCGCUUUUCUCCAUUUUCCCUUCUUAAUCAAUUUGUGGUCUUUUUCUGUUUCUAAGCAUGUUUAUGUUAAUUAAUCUCUACCAACGCUGAUAAGCCAACUUCUAAUCAUGUGAAGCUUUUUAGUUGUUGGGUUGGGGGGGCUUUGUUCAUCAGGUUACAGUUUGAAUUGAUUAUAAGGUGUAAAAGGUUUCCCUGAUCAAAGUUUAACAAAGGACAAAUGACCUAUUUAUGACUAGUGAAAAAGCAUUUACCUGUCACAACCUUUGGUAGUAAAGGCUUUUGUUUCAGUAACCAUAAUUCCGAAGCGCAGAAGAUGAGAAUUCUUGAAUUACCACCCUCUGAUGGCAAUGGUUCGUCAAAUAAUGAUGAUGAACCUUUACCUCAGGAUGCAGAUUAUAACAAUGUUCUUCUGAGUCUCAGUGAUGAGCUAGAGACUUCAAUAUUGGCAAGAUUUCCAAGAUCCCAGCACUGGAAAUUGUGCUUCCUAAACAAGCGGUUCUUGGCUCUAGUGAAGAGUGGUGAGGUAUAUAAAAUCAGAAGAGAGUUAGGAUUCAAAGAGCCAUCUGUGUUUAUGUUAGCUAGUGGAGAGAGCAAUUGGUGGGGAAUGGAUUGGCCUUUCAAGUCAAGUAAAAAGCUCCCUCCUAUUCAAUCAGAUUAUAAUUUUGAGUUUGGAGAUAAAGAGUCAUGUUGUGCAGGGUCCCACCUAUUAGUUUCAGGCAAGGAGAUUGAUGGAGCUGUUAUUUGGAGGUAUGAGUCAGAAUCAAAUGAAUGGCUAAAAGGGCCAUCUAUGAUCAACCAAAGAUGUCUUUUUGCAUCAGCUACAUGUGGUGCUGUUGCCUUUGUUGCUGGGGGUCUUGAGGCAAGAACUUACACCCAAGUUUUGGAUUCAGCUGAGAAGUACAAUUCUGAAAGGCAGUGUUGGGAACCCCUCCCAAGGAUGAAUAAGAAGAGGAAGUUUUGCUCAGGUUGUUUCAUGGAUAACAAGUUCUAUGUCCUUGGAGGGCAGGAUGAGCAUCAAAAGGACCUCACAUGUGGGGAGUUCUUUGAUGGGAAGACCAAUAGUUGGAACUUGAUUCCUGACAUGUGGAAAGAUAUUCCUCUUUCUGAUUCACAAUCUCCACCUCUUCUUGCUGUUGUAAACAAUGAGUUGUACACACUUGAUGCCUCUUCCAAUGAGCUAAAAGUGUAUGUGAAGGGAAGCAACACAUGGAAGAGGUUAGGAGGGGUUCCUGUUAGAGCUGAUGCUCAAGGAGGUUGGGGUGUGGCAUUUAAGUCUUUAGGUGAUGAGUUACUUGUUAUUGGUGCACCCUCUGUGUCCCACACUGAGCGUGCCUUGUCUAUGUACACUUGUUGCCCUGAUCCAGAUGCUGAGAAAUUGAGGUGGAGGCAAAUUGAAUGUGGCAGCUUUCAGCUUAAUCACUUUAUUCGCAAUUGUGCUGUGAUGGGAACAUGAAGUCUGAAUUAUGAGCAGCAAGAAUAGUAGCUUGAAACCAAUAUCAAAAUAAAACUUGGUUAUAAAGUUUGUGCCAUUUGAUGAUUUCAUCUUUGUUUUCUAUUAUGUCACAUUUUGAAACAAGUUAUUGUUAGGAUGCUUGUUGAUGUAUCUUCUCUCUUCUUUAACUUAGAAGGAGUGAAAAUAGCAAGUAUUAUCCUGUUGUUGGUGAAGAAAACUAGAUAAUGAGAUUCAAAGCUCAUGUGCAAUUU
This is a messenger RNA of Abrus precatorius (Indian licorice), 2035 nucleotides long. Its product is annotated as F-box/kelch-repeat protein At3g27150-like. Gene Ontology annotation, cellular component: cytosol. The record is from RefSeq and is a predicted model, not a curated record. Gene Ontology annotation, molecular function: protein binding. NCBI's taxonomy places the organism in Eukaryota, Viridiplantae, Streptophyta, Magnoliopsida, Fabales, Fabaceae. The transcript has 2 exons. The coding region runs from base 645 to 1784 and encodes 379 amino acids.